Danaus chrysippus (African queen) is the source of this 390-nucleotide messenger RNA. The record is from the annotation of a GenBank genome assembly. NCBI's taxonomy places the organism in Eukaryota, Metazoa, Arthropoda, Insecta, Lepidoptera, Nymphalidae.
AUGUAUGGUCAGAAAGAAAGAGAUUUAAAUCCACGAAAAUAUUUAAUUAAAGAUCUUAGAAAUAAACCAACACCUUUUGAUGUAUGGAUACAGGGAACCAUAGAACAGACUGUAGAUAAGGAUAUUUUAAUAAUUUCUGAUUCACCAAAGAAUCUUGUUAAAGUCAAGAAUUGUAAAAAUGCUAUCGGAAGUUCCCAAAAAAACUUUAUUCGACAAGGGAUCUAUUGCUGUGUCAUAGGAACCGUUUUAAAGUCAAAUGCAUUACCAGAAAUAAAUGCCGUCAAACUGAUUGAUCUAAAUUCUCAACAACAAAUGAAGGAUGCUUGGGAAAACGAAGUAAAGGAGGCAUCUCUGGUGUUACAAGGAAUCUAUGAACCAAAAAUCAAAUAA